AUGGCCAACGAUCCUGGCGAGCUGUCGCUCAGCAAGCUCUUGUCAACUCUGACCCAUACGGUCCAUCCAACCACCUACGUCUUCGCCACGUUCACCGACACCUCCAAUCUACCACCCCUGCCCGAAACGCAAAUGAUCUUCAAAGAGUCCGAGGGAAUCACAGUGAUUGUUAGCAAGGACUACGCGGAAUCAAACAAGAUCGAAUACUUCUUCCCGUGCAAGAUGGUCACUCUCGAUGUCACAUCGAGCCUGGAAGCUGUCGGGUUCAUGGCGGUUAUUGCGACGAGAUUAGCGGCCAAGGGCAUUGGUUGUAACCCUGUUAGUGGUUUCUACCAUGAUCAUGUCUUUGUGCCUCUUGGUCGAGAGGAGGAGUCAUCGGAAGUAUUGACCCGAUUAGCGGCGGAGAAGAGGGAGGAAACUGAGAAGGUAUAA
Fusarium fujikuroi IMI 58289 is the source of this 432-nucleotide messenger RNA. Its product is annotated as related to COG3602 family protein. The record is from RefSeq and is a predicted model, not a curated record. NCBI's taxonomy places the organism in Eukaryota, Fungi, Ascomycota, Sordariomycetes, Hypocreales, Nectriaceae. The transcript has a single exon. The coding region runs from base 1 to 432 and encodes 143 amino acids.